This is a messenger RNA of Mesorhabditis spiculigera, 897 nucleotides long. Lineage: Eukaryota; Metazoa; Nematoda; Chromadorea; Rhabditida; Rhabditidae. The record is from the annotation of a GenBank genome assembly.
AUGCCAAGCAAGAAUAAGAGCACGCAAAACGGCAGCAGGUUUCCGCCUCGGAUUCCGAAUCUCGUGGUCGCGCCGCUGCGUCAGAGGAACCUUUGCGAAGCCGGCAUAGAUGAACGAGAAGAACACGUACGAUGCGCCAAUUAUAUAGAAUUGCUUGAGGCGGAGCUCAGCCGGAAUAUCAAUAUCAUGGCUUCCCACAGGCACAAAGCUGGACAGCAAGUGAAAGUGCAACACACCGAUGAUCGCGUCAGCAUGGCCGGGAUGUCUAUGAAACACAGGAACACGCAGGUCGGUUUGGCGAGCGCGGAAAUGGUGCAUGACACUGAACCAGAUCACAAUGUGAAUUUGCACCAUUUGGAGAGCUUGCAGCAGGGGAAUGAUACUUGUGAGGUCCGAGAGAUCUGCGUGCCCGUCCCAUUCCUACCGCAAGACAACGCGGUUAUUAUUUGGCCGACCUGUAUUCAGAUCCCCCGCUGCAUCGGUUCCUGUUGUGAAAGCAGCGAAGGCUGCAAGUCCUCGUAUACGGUCCUCCAAAACUACACAGUAGCGUUGAUGAGAUACAUCGGUGGCGAUGACUUCAAAUACGACGGCGAUCAGGUGGUGGCCAUGGAGAAGCAUUUGGCCUGUAAUUGCCAUAAUUGUGACAACAAACAAUGCCACAACGUCAACAAAAUCGUCGAUGAACAGUGCAACUGUGUUUGCGAUGAAGCAAAACGGAUGAGUUGUAUGGGCACUUGGUAUGAAGCGGAUUGCUCCUGUAAAUGUGACGACACGGCUCUUUGUUCGGAUGAAACCCCCGAAGCCCCACGGAACCAGGUCCGGGGCCGUGAAUCGAUGAAAAAGGACCGGAGUGAACGGUACCAAUGGGAUAGCAUCGUCGAGAUUCGACGUGGCGAU